CAGUGUAUCGUAAUAUAUUAUAUUUGGUGUUAACAAACCAUUAAGAUGGGGAAACGGACUGGUGAAAUUGCAUAUUAUAGGUGUUCUCUCUUGUGGAUUUUGAAGUAAAAACAUAAAUUGAUUUAGUUCCAGGUCUGCUCUGCUCAAAAAGGAUCCAGAGUGGAGAAGGGAGACAAGGCUGAUUCUGAAGUGCCAUUAGAUUAUUUUGUCUGAUUAAUAACCAAUGAAUGGGGAACCCGGGUCACAAACUGCAAGGCAUCGAUUUUUUUCAAUGAUCGGAGUGACAGGAAGACUCUUGGCUGACUCAGAAAGUCCAGUGUGCCACAGAGCUUAAUAUUGGGAUGGGUCUUGGAAGGAACACCUUAUCAGAUCUUCUCCUGGAAAACAAGAGAUCUUACCCUAUCAGUGGAAGUUGAAUACCGUCUUUAUCUGUUCUGGAGAUCAUCAGAGUUGGUGAAAUAAUAGAAGAUUGGUGAAAGGAUCAAGCCUAAUCUAAAAAGGGCAUCUCAUCAUUUUCAAUGUGGAUGUUAUAACUGGUUUUAUAUUUGUGGGGUUUGACUAUUUUGGAAAUAUAUAUAUAUAUUAAACGUUGGACCAAAUAUCCAAGAAACUUGUGUAUGUUCUACUUUUCUGCAAUGGGAUUGGAAAUCUCUUAGUUGUGUGCUGGUGGCGAUCUAGUAAUCUGUUUUUGAUAGCUCCUUGCCCUAACAUUGACAUGUAUGAAAUGGAAAAACAAGGAUUGCUCAGUGCUCUGUGUUACUUGAUGCUGAACUCGCCUCUGUUAUUUAGUGUAAACGCCACAUUUACUGAAGUCCCCAAAGAUGUGACAAUAAGGGAGGGAGAUGAUAUUGAGAUGCCUUGUGCUUUCCGGGCCAGCGGAUCCACAUCUUUCUCACUGGAAAUCCAGUGGUGGUACCUUAAGGAACCAGCCAGGGAGAUGGCACAUGAGUUAGCUAUCAGUGCCCCUGGAAGCAGAAACAAGGUCAUAUCAAAUAAGGACGCCACAAAAAUCAGUACGGUCCGGGUCCAGGGCAAUGACAUCUCACAUCGGCUGCGACUGUCUAACGUACGGAAGCAGGAUGAGGGGAUAUAUGAGUGUCGGGUGUCAGAUUAUGGGGACGAUGAGACCCAGGAGCACAAAGCCCAGGCCAUGCUUCGGGUCACAGCCCGCUACUCCCCACCAGACAUGCAGGCGGCUGAGGCCGUGUCCCAUAUCCAGAGCAGCGGGCCCCGCAGGAGCAGCCCCAUAAGCAGAGCUACACCAGAGCCCGGCAAUAAGCGGCCCCCACCACCAGGAGACAGCCAGCCACCGUCUCCUGCCUCCUCUGCUUCCCCUGGGAGAGCAGCCAUCCUGCGUCAGCAGCCUGGAUCCGGAACAGGACCUAUUUUUGCCACUGAUCCAGUCCUAUAUGUGUUCCUCUUGAUAUUUCAUCAGCUUGUAUACUUAAUAUUCAACCACUGAUGGACCAUUUUGUGAAUAAUUCCUGAAUCAACCAAACAACCAUAGGAUCCUAUACAUAAAAAAAAAUGAAGAAAAAAAAAAAAACAUUUGAUGAAAGCUGCAGAUUAAAGGAAGGACUUAAACAGACUGUAUAAAGCAUGGAAAAUACUACAUGGUGAAAAAUAAAACAAUAUUUUUGGAGAACUUACAAAAGAAUUAAGCCACACAAAAAUGCAUCUAAUUUCCAAAUAAAAAAUAAAAAAAAAUAAAAGGUCAGAGGAAAGCCUUGCUGUGUGCACGGCAGUUAUAAUUUCCUAUAACGUAACAUAAAGAGGCAUUUUUUCUUUCUCAGAUUUCCUUGUUAUUGAUUUUGCACGAACUGUUGAACAGUUAUUUUUAUGAUGAUAUGUAAAUUUAUUGAUUUUAAAGGAAUAUUUUUCAGUAGAAUGUGUUUAAAUGUUUUUUGGGUUUUAUUUUUUUUUUGUUUUGUUCAUUUUGUUCAU
This is a messenger RNA of Bombina bombina (fire-bellied toad), 1944 nucleotides long. RefSeq names its product V-set and transmembrane domain containing 2B (gene VSTM2B). The coding region runs from base 716 to 1462 and encodes 248 amino acids. Lineage: Eukaryota; Metazoa; Chordata; Amphibia; Anura; Bombinatoridae. The record is from RefSeq and is a predicted model, not a curated record. The transcript has 5 exons.